GAUCGAUCUUUCAAGUUUUCGAUCAGUACCAAAAGGCGAGGAUCAGCUUCGUGCAAACGGUCGGAGAGCUGGCGCUUCGGUCUCAGAACGUCGAGUACCUCAGACAGGCGGGCGCGCUCGGUUUGUUCCCGAAAUCGCGACUAACGGCCCCUUACGUGCAUUUCAGAGCUGCUCCAGUCGCUGCUCUCGGACACCUGCGUGCAAAUUCAGCAAUGCGCGGCGAUCGCGAUCGGACGCAUGGUACACUGCGAUGUCCGGCUCGCCAAGCAGGUCAUCAACCGCAACUGUCUGCCGUUGCUGCUGCGCGACAUCGAAAGGCAGAAUAAGUACUACAAGCGGGCUGUUCUCUUUGUGAUCCGCUCGUUGACGGGGCACAACGAGGAGAUUGCGAGCGUGGUGGUGAGCUCGGGGGGACUGGAGGCGUUGGUGUUGUGCCUUGAGGAUUUUGAACCGAUGGUGAAGCAGGGGGCGGUAUGGGCCAUCGGGCACAUUGCGCGUCACAGUCUGGCGUUAGCGCAAAACGUGGUCGACAUAGGCGCGGUCCCCUUGGUGAUCCUGUGCUUGCAAGAGCCGGAGUUAACGAUCAAGCAAGUCUCGGUGAGCGCCAUCGCCGACGUUGCCAAGCACGGCGUGGAUUUGGCGCAGAACGUCGUGGACGCCGGCGCCGUGCCCCACCUGGUGCGAAACCUCGGCAAUCAAGACGAGAAAUUGAAGCGCAACGUGUUGCACGCGUUGAGUUGCAUCGCGACGCACAGCAACGAUUUGGCCGAGGUCGUCGUCGAGGCCGAGAUUUUCCCGAGCGUGCUCAUCCACAUGUCGCACGCGUGCCCGGUCGUGCGUCGGAACGCCGCCUCGCUCGUGCGCGACAUCGUUAAGCACUCGCUCGAAUUGACGCAGCUCGUCGUAAACACCGGCGGCAUCGGGGCCCUAAUGGAGGCCUUGCAUCAUCAGUCCGAGGAAUCGAAGGUGCCCUGCAUUACCGCGGUGGGGUACAUCGCGGGUCACAGCGACCAGUUGGCCAUGUCCGUAUUGGGCUGCAACGGAGUGGACGCGCUGACGGGCAUUUUGAGAGCGAGCAGCGACGACGCCACCCAGGCGGUCACGGUAUGGACACUCGGACAGAUUGGCAAGCACAGCCCGGAGCACGCCAAGGCGAUUGGUAUCGCAAAUGCGUUCCCUCUUCUGCUCAACUUCUACUUGGCGAACACGUCGUCUGAGGAUCUCAAGUACAAAUGCAAGACCACCUUGAAGCAGUGCUUGCAGAAGUGCAUCAUGCUCAGCGCCCUCGAGCCGUUACUGUACGUCGCUCCUAUUAACAUCCUCAAGUACGUGCUGGGGCAGUUUAGCAAGCUUCGAGGGACCGAAAAUGCGUAUCCUCCACACCCGAUCCGUGCGCCGCCUACAAAAUUUUUUGUAACUUUCUGGCGACUCGAUAACGUUCUAGAAGGUGUUACCGAACGACCCGAAGGCGCGUCGCCUAUUCGUCACCAGCGGCGGACUAAAGAAGGUUCAGGAAAUACAGGCCGAGCCCGGCUCGAGGCUGAUGGAAUACAUUACGAUAAUCAACGCGUGCUUCCCGGAGGAGAUCGUGCGCUACUAUUCGCCGAACUAUCCCGAAACUUUACUGGAUGCCGUGGAGCAGUACUCGCCGCAGAUCAUGACGAUGUUGCGGGAGACAAAGCUACGCGACAGCGACGUGCAAGCGGACGUCUCUGUGGCCCUGGACGCAGCCUAUAGCCAAACGGAUACGUAGUAACGAGUCUUUUUCAUUAUUUACAAAUACAUAAUCGAUAAUCCUCCCCCUCUCUUCGUACUUUCUUUUAAAUUUGCCAAAAACAGAAACGAAGAAUGGUCGAGAUAAUUUAUAGUGUAAGUAUUUGAAGAUUCAAAAAUGUGAAGAUCAGAAAAUAGAAGAAACUUGUGUCUAAAGACAGAAAGCGCUAUAAUAUAAUUUUUGACACACGAGUGCGUUUUUCAAUUUUCUAGACGAUAUGAAUUGUGUAGGUCAAAAUCUCAAAGAAUCGGCGAUAUAGCUGAAGAAUGUGGAAGAAGAUUUGAAGUAUAUUGAAAAAAUGCGCAAAAGGCACUUGAGGAUCACUCGAAGAAGGCUUAUAGAGAAAAGAAAGUUUGAAGACUUGUAGGAGAUAUAUAGAGAACUGUCUUGAUAACAGUUUUUUGAUGCAGAUUUGAGAAUAGCCUUCAAAUUCGAAAAUUCAGAAAUAUGACGAAGAUGAACUGGAAGAAGAUUUGAAGAAUAUUGGUCAAAAAUCACUUGAUAAUGACAAUUUUUGAUAAACAUUUGAAGAUCUAAAAAAUGAAGAUUCGGUUAUAAAUCUUAAAGAUAUCUUACGCAUCUAGGAAAUUUGACACUAACAAUUUGAAGAACAGAAGAAUCCGAGAAAUGGAUUUGAAGAAAAGGAAAAAUCUUGAAACUUGAACUUUAAGAAACAAAAGAAUGGAAAAAUACGACUGUCGAAUUUGAAAAGAAUGGAGAUAACUUGAAGAAAAGGACCCGUAUGAAGCUGAGUAAGGUAAAGAAUUAAAAAAUUCAAAGCAACAGAAUAAUUUCUCGACUGGUUUCGUCUUGUCGCUCUACGUCUACGCCACUGGUGACCGCUGAUCGAACGCGACCAAACAAUUU
Photinus pyralis (common eastern firefly) is the source of this 2641-nucleotide messenger RNA. RefSeq names its product sperm-associated antigen 6-like. Gene Ontology annotation, biological process: cilium movement. The transcript has 6 exons. Gene Ontology annotation, molecular function: microtubule binding. Bases 238 to 1737 code for a protein of 499 amino acids. NCBI's taxonomy places the organism in Eukaryota, Metazoa, Arthropoda, Insecta, Coleoptera, Lampyridae. Gene Ontology annotation, cellular component: microtubule cytoskeleton. The record is from RefSeq and is a predicted model, not a curated record.